Molecule: messenger RNA, 764 nt
Organism: Protopterus annectens (West African lungfish)
Lineage: Eukaryota; Metazoa; Chordata; Ceratodontiformes; Protopteridae
Gene: MRPL30
Product: mitochondrial ribosomal protein L30
Exons: 6
Coding region: 208-693 (161 amino acids)
Biological process (GO): translation
Cellular component (GO): large ribosomal subunit; mitochondrion
Molecular function (GO): structural constituent of ribosome
Source: RefSeq, a predicted model, not a curated record
GUUACAUGCUUGGCAUGGAAAGCUGAGGAAGGACGUUAUUGGACUGCAUUUUUUUUUGCUUGUGUUGGAUUCAGUGUGUUGGUUAAAAUAACCAGAUUAAAUUGUUACUGUUCUAUUUUUCGAAAAGCCAAACACAAAUGCUGGAUUAAGGUCUCUGUUUUUUAACCGCUGUGCUACCUUGUGGAUGUGAACAUUUGUUCUGGACCGAUGGCUGUGCUUUGCCAAUCAGCAUGUAGAUCUACAGUUGCAUUAAAGAGCCUCGCUCAGGACCUUUUGACCCAGUCACCAUGGAUGGGAUUCUUCCGUUUUAAGUUUACCAAAGCACGCAUUCCAGCAAAAGCCUUUGAACCACGACCUGAAGAUCAUGAAACGUAUGGGGGAAAUCCUGAAGAACCACAUAAACUGCAUCUUGUAACCAGAAUCAAAAGUGUCAAAGGUCGCCCUUACUGGGAAAAGAAAAUAGUAAACGAUCUUGAUCUGGGCAAGGCUCAUCAUCCACGAGUGCACAAGAACAUUCCUACAGUUAAUGCAAGGCUAAGAAUUGUCAAGCAUCUAAUAAGGGUACAGCCUCUGAAGUUACCACAAUGUCUCCCAAAUGAAGAAGAAUAUGCUAACACUUUCCUGAAGAGCACUGGGGAACUAGUUGUAUAUCAGAAGCUGAAGCCAGUUGAGCAGAAAGCUAUUGAAUCUUAAAUCUGCCUAGAAGUGUGUUGCUGUUUUGUGUAUACAUAUAUAAAAUAAAUGUAGUAGUACCUUUAAAAACA